Messenger RNA from Vigna radiata var. radiata (mung bean), 1402 nucleotides. RefSeq names its product HMG-Y-related protein A-like. Gene Ontology annotation, biological process: nucleosome assembly; negative regulation of DNA recombination; chromosome condensation. The coding region runs from base 153 to 686 and encodes 177 amino acids. Lineage: Eukaryota; Viridiplantae; Streptophyta; Magnoliopsida; Fabales; Fabaceae. The transcript is spliced from 2 exons. Gene Ontology annotation, cellular component: nucleolus; chromatin; nucleosome. Gene Ontology annotation, molecular function: nucleosomal DNA binding; double-stranded DNA binding. The record is from RefSeq and is a predicted model, not a curated record.
AAUUCUCAGAUCUUUGAAAGAGUCAUCCAUAUCAUACUCUUCACUUUCCUUAAAUUUUUUUACCCAUCCUCUGUUAAAGUUUGCAGAUUUUUGGUGGGGUUCGUUGAGGGUACUGUGCAAGCUUUUCAACAUCUUCACAACCUGCACCAUCAAUGGCCACUGAAGAGGUUAAUAAGCCUCAGUCACUUCCUCCAUACCCCGAGCUGAUACUGAAAGCGCUUGAAGCUCUGAAUGAACCAAGUGGAUCCAGCAAAUCAGCAAUAUCGAAGUACAUAGAAUCGACCUAUGGUGAGUUGCCAGACUCAACUGUUUUGGGGAAUCAACUGAACAAGAUGAAAGAUAGUGGAGAACUUGUGUUCAGUAAGAACAACUACCUAAAGGCUGACCCAAGUGCCCCACCUAAGAGGGGCCGUGGAAGGCCACCAAAGCCAAAGGCCCCUGUGUCACCAGGCACCGUUGUGUCUCCUCCACGGCCAAGGGGUCGUCCCCCAAAGGACCCGAAUGCUCCUCCAAAGUCCCCAAAGCCUAAGCCCACCCCUGGAAGUGGCAGGCCAAGGGGUAGACCAAGGAAAAUUCCUCGCUCACCAGCGGCGACGGUGGCGCCGGCCACCGUCUCCAGCGGAAGGCCUAGGGGUAGGCCUCCUAAGGUAAAGCCUCAGUUGAGAGAAGUGAGUGUUGACUUAUAGAAUUAUUUCUUCAUUUGGGUGGCUAAAUUAGUGUUCCUACUCUGUGUAAGUGGUGGGUGUGAUGUUAGAUUCUGUGUUGAUGUAAUCUCGUUGUAAAAUUAUGUAGUGGUAGCUGACUUACUACGAGGCUUUCUUGUUUGUUUUCCUGUCUAAUUAUCAAAGAGAACAGUGACUUGGACUAAUUCUUAUGUUGUGGUGUCAUCUUCUAACUUGCAAGCCGUGACGGAGGAAGGAAAGAGAAAAAAAAACAGGCUUUUGUUUCAGACAUUAAUUUUGUUCAUUAUUCUUGGUGGAUCUCAGUAAAAUUUUAAUGGAAAAUGGUAUAGAAGGAACCUAAAAUUUAUGAUAGAUAUUUUUGGAAAUUUGAUAACCCCUUAGUACACUUUAAACAAGGGAAUGGAGAGGGCAACCUGUGGUGGUGUCCCCAGAGACAGAAAAAAGGGAGAGAAGCUAACAGUGAUGAUGUAAUAAAUUUGACUCUAUGCUUGAUAUCUGGACACCAACCUAUGGAGAACCUCGUACGACACAAUCUAUAUUCCCAUGUCUGUGUUGAUAAGACAUCUCCUGUGUUGUGUGAAGUCGUUGUUGUUUCCUUGAGGGGGGUAAUAGGCUGGCAUGGUUUGACCACUAGCCUAGUGCGUGUUAUCUUUCCAUCAGCUUUACCUGUAAAUUGGUAAUAUCAGCAAUGUAAUUGAUCUGCUUAGUCACAUUUUGAA